This is a messenger RNA of Macroventuria anomochaeta, 3788 nucleotides long. RefSeq names its product ARM repeat-containing protein. The coding region runs from base 33 to 3605 and encodes 1190 amino acids. The record is from RefSeq and is a predicted model, not a curated record. Gene Ontology annotation, cellular component: catalytic step 2 spliceosome; U2-type prespliceosome; U2 snRNP. NCBI's taxonomy places the organism in Eukaryota, Fungi, Ascomycota, Dothideomycetes, Pleosporales, Didymellaceae. Gene Ontology annotation, biological process: spliceosomal complex assembly. The transcript has a single exon. Gene Ontology annotation, molecular function: mRNA binding.
CUACCCCACACUGUCAAGUUACGCGCAACACGAUGCCCGGUCAGCGCGCAGGAAAGAGCUCUAGGGCUGUCGGUCCCUCCGAUGGGGGCUCGUCUGGCAAGCAGUCUCUGAGCGAGGCACAAGAAUCAGAACUGUACGGCAACGGCGGCGACAUGUCUGGCUACAAUCUGUCCAUCGCCGCUGCAGACGGGGACGACGACAUGGAAGAUGCCGGACUCAAUGGAAGGUCCCUGGUUGGACAAUACACAGCAACGAAAGACAUGCUAAACGAGUUUGCGCAUGGCGACACUGCGGAGGCAGAUAUUCUCGAUAGCCGCGAGAAGCAGGCGCAGAUUGCAUCACGCGAGACCGACUACCAGCGAAGGAGAUUCGACCGCAGACUAUCACCAGAGCGCGCCGAUGCUUUCGCUAAAGACGGGCAACAAGGAGAGGGCGCGACAUACAAGGAGGUCAUGGCGGCGCGACAGCUAGAACGUGAGGAGGAACGCGUCAGGAGGGUCAUCGAGGAGAAGGAGAAGUCUGGCGGCAAUGAAGUGCUGGACCACAAGCCUACGCUGAAGGAUGAUGCUCCAGCACCCGUCAACGGCGACAAGACUCCACCCAUAGAGAAGAAGCGCAAGAGGAGAAGAUGGGACGAGGGCGCCGCCGACGAAGCUCCAGCUGUCAAGGCAGAGGUAAAAGAAGAGCCGGAAGUCAAGAAGUCGAGAUGGGAGACGGGACCGGAGGAACAAAAGGCCCCAGCACGAUCACGAUGGGACACCACCGCAGUAGCACCCUCGAGUGGCGCACCACCAGCACCAGCUACAGGUGCGAAUGGCGCACGUCCUGCGAUGCCCGCAUACGCCUUCGGUACAGACAUCUCCAACCGCAACGCCCCGCUAUCCGACGAGCAGCUUGAUAUGAUGCUCCCCGGCGAGUCUGAGGGCUACAAGGUGCUUAAGCCACCGCCAGGCCACGAGCCAGUACGCCGCCCUGUGGGCGUUCCACAGCUACCCACGGGAUAUCAAGGCUUCUUGAUCCCAGAAGCAGACAACAGCUUGGCGGCCAUGGGCAAGCAGCUACCAACGGAGAUCCCAGGUGUUGGCGAUCUGCAGUUCUUCAAGAACGAGGACAUGAAGUACUUUGGCAAACUCACCGACGGAGCUGACGAGAACGAGAUGACCGUGGAAGAACUCAAGGAGCGCAAGAUCAUGAGACUACUCCUGAAGGUCAAGAACGGAACACCGCCCAUGCGAAAGACCGCGCUGCGACAGCUCACGGACAAUGCUCGCCAGUUCGGAGCAGGAGCUCUGUUCAACCAGAUCUUGCCCCUAUUGAUGGAACGUACAUUGGAGGACCAGGAGCGCCAUCUGCUUGUCAAGGUCAUUGAUCGUGUCUUGUACAAGCUUGACGAUCUUGUACGACCAUAUGUGCACAAGAUCUUGGUAGUCAUUGAGCCACUGCUCAUUGAUCAAGACUACUAUGCACGAGUGGAAGGUCGAGAGAUUAUCUCAAACCUUGCAAAGGCUGCUGGCCUUGCACACAUGAUCAGUACAAUGCGUCCAGAUUUGGAUCACCAGGACGAAUACGUACGAAACACAACUGCUCGAGCUUUUGCAGUCGUCGCGUCUGCUCUCGGUAUCCCAGCUCUUCUCCCCUUCCUCCGCGCUGUGUGCAGGUCGAAGAAGUCAUGGCACGCUCGUCACACCGGUGUGAAGAUUGUGCAGCAGAUCCCCAUCCUGAUGGGUUGUGCUAUCUUGCCCCACCUGAAAGGUCUCGUUGAAUGUAUCGGAGAGAACCUGAACGAUGAACAGCCAAAGGUCCGCAUGGUCACAGCCCUCGCCCUUGCUGCGCUUGCCGAAGCCGCCAGCCCAUACGGUAUCGAGUCUUUCGACGAUAUUCUCAACCCUCUAUGGACAGGUGCUCGACGACAGCGUGGCAAGGCUCUUGCUUCUUUCCUGAAAGCUGUGGGUUAUGUCAUCCCGCUUAUGGACGAGGAGUACUCCAACUACUACACCAGUCAGAUCAUGGAGAUUGUCAUUCGAGAGUUCCAAUCGCCAGAUGAGGAAAUGAAGAAGGUCGUCUUGAAGGUGGUCUCCCAAUGUUCGAACACAGCAGGUGUUACACCAGUAUAUCUGAAGGACAACGUGCUGCCGGAAUUUUUCAAGCACUUCUGGGUACGACGUAUGGCUCUCGACAAGCGAAACUACCGCCAAGUCGUGGACACCACAGUCGACCUCGCUCAGAAGGCCGGUGUCGCUGAGAUCGUUGGCCGCAUCGUUAACAAUAUGAAGGACGAGAACGAAGCAUACCGCAAGAUGACAGUCGAGACCGUUGACAAAGUCAUCAGCACACUCGGUGCGCAUGAUGUAGACCAGCGCUUAGAGGAGCAGCUGAUCGACGGUGUCCUCGUUGCAUUCCAGGAUCAGACUAUCGAAGAUCCCAUUGUCAUUGAUGGUUUCGCUACCGUUGUCAAUGCACUAGGCGAGCGCACAAAGACCUACCUCCCACAGAUCGUUGCUACAGUUCUCGCUCGUCUGAACAACAAGUCUGCUACUGUGCGACAGCAAGCGGCAGAUCUGAUCUCGCGCAUCACGUUCGUUAUGCAGAAGUGUGAUGAAGACCCGCAGCUGAUCAAACUUGCUCAGGCCCUGUACGAGUACCUCGGUGAAGAAUACCCAGAGGUCCUCGGUUCGAUCUUGGGCGCUCUCCGUGCCAUUGUUACUGUCGUCGGUCUUCACGCCAUGCAACCACCCAUCAAAGAUCUCUUGCCUCGACUCACACCUAUUCUUCGUAACCGACACGAAAAGGUGCAGGAAAACACAAUCGAUCUUGUUGGUCGUAUUGCUGAUCGUGGUGCUAACUACGUCAACCCGCGCGAAUGGAUGCGAAUUUGCUUCGAGCUGCUGGACAUGUUGAAAGCACACAAGAAGGGCAUUCGACGUGCUGCCAACAACACAUUCGGUUAUAUAGCCAAAGCCAUUGGUCCUCAGGAUGUGUUGGCCACACUGCUUGGUAACCUGCGUGUUCAGGAACGUCAGUCCCGCGUCUGUACCGCUGUCGCCAUCGGUAUCGUCGCCGAAACUUGCGCUCCCUUCACAGUCCUACCUGCUCUGAUGAACGAGUACCGUGUACCAGAGCUCAACGUUCAGAACGGUGUGCUCAAGUCACUGUCAUUCAUGUUCGAAUACAUUGGCGAAAUGGCCAAGGACUAUGUAUACGCCAUCACGCCUCUGCUUGAAGACGCCCUCAUCGACCGAGACCAAGUGCAUCGCCAGACCGCCGCGUCAGUCGUCAAGCACGUCGCCCUUGGCUGUGUUGGUCUAGACUGCGAAGAUGCCAUGAUCCACCUGCUCAACCUUUUGUGGCCCAACCUGUUCGAAACCAGCCCUCACGUCAUCGACCGCAUCGUCGAGGCUAUUGAGGGUAUCCGCAAUGCUGUCGGCACACCACUGGUCAUGAACUAUGUAUGGGCUGGUCUCUUCCACCCUGCCCGUAAGGUCCGACAACCAUACUGGCGCAUUUACAACGAUGCAUACGUGCAGUCAGCCGACGCAAUGGUGCCUGCAUACCCUACGUUCGAGGAGGAAAACAUGAGGAGACACGAGCUGGACAUCUUCAUCUAAAAGUGAGAGCAUUCGACCUUUCUUUGGUAUUGUCGCCCACCAUGUGUAUCAUUAUCGGCGAGUAGAUUGGAGUUUUGGGCGUUGUUAACCUUGUAUAAGAGCGACGCAGGCAGCCUUCCGUGCAACAGCCUUCACAGGGAACGAUAGUUGGACACUAAGUAUGGUAACGAAAUACAAUCUGUA